Messenger RNA from Drosophila ficusphila, 4099 nucleotides. RefSeq lists its product as uncharacterized. The coding region runs from base 16 to 3819 and encodes 1267 amino acids. The record is from RefSeq and is a predicted model, not a curated record. Gene Ontology annotation, cellular component: condensed chromosome, centromeric region. The transcript has 7 exons. NCBI's taxonomy places the organism in Eukaryota, Metazoa, Arthropoda, Insecta, Diptera, Drosophilidae. Gene Ontology annotation, biological process: meiotic chromosome condensation; mitotic chromosome condensation. Gene Ontology annotation, molecular function: histone binding.
ACGUAAAAUGUAAACAUGUCAGAGUUAAAUCGUAUUUUUAGUGAUUUAAGAGUGUAUUAUGUACCGCACUUGCAGUGGGUGGAUGUAGAGGAUUGGCUAUAUGGCGAGGAAGCCGAGGACAAUGCUUUGCAGGAGCGGGCACAGAAGUUUUGGUCGCUGACCAUGUGCAAACAGGACAUUGGCCACCAAGAGACGCAGCUACAGUUGCUCCGGGAUUUAUCUGGCGUUAUACGCUCUAUGAGGGACGAGAACCAGGCCAGCUAUAGCAACACCCAUGAUAACUGGGCCAAUAUCAUCGGGGUUUCCCCGGCAAAUGCGUACCUAUCUUACAUCUACUCCCUUGUAAGCCUGGUCAUUCCGCCAGAUCAUGUACGGCAGGCUGCUCCGCAGGUCCUGAAUGAGAACGUAAAUCUCCAGUUGGCCCUUAAUGCUGUGAGCACAUAUCUCCUAACCUUGACCAUUCCUGGAGCCAAGAGCUAUGGCAUCUUUGAUGAGGAUGUGAUCGAACAGGUUCUGAAAAUCUUUAGGCUUUUGGAACUGAAUAACAACAAAAGUCUGCGAGCAAACACAGUCUGGAUGUUCUUCCUUACCAUCUGCGAUGACUUGAAAGUGGUCUUUCGCUAUGUGCAUUUUAAGGAACAUCUGAAGCCGAGGGACAAAAUUAUUCGAUGCCUCAUGGAGGUGCUCUACAUGAACUUUAAAGUUGGAUAUCAAAAUUCAUGUGCUCCAGCAUUGCAUGCCAAAUGCUUUGAGCUCUUUGGAGAAAUAGCCAACGAACACAAUGGCGAUGUCUACGAAACCCUUCAUCUGAUAAUGCGGCAAACCUUUCCCAUGCAUGUUUACACGGAUAGUCCGCAUAGCAUUGGAGCUGGUCGGCGAGGCCCGAUGCAGAACGGGGAGCAUAUAUCGGAUUGGUUUAUCCAGCUUAUGGAUAGGUAUCCCGACAUUCUCAUCCGUAUCCUGCAUUUCUACAUUGAGUGUGUAGUUUCCAAUCCCAUUAAAGCGUGGAAAAGCAAUGAUGAGAAGGUUGCUAUAGGAUAUGCAGCCAAAUACGACCGGAUUCUGUUCGCCAAGUGCAAUAAAUCCUGUGCAGACUUCGUAUUAGAGGCUGUAAAAGCGGAUGAUGCUGUGGGUAUUCAAACUCGUGCCUUGGAUCUGAUUGAAAAGAUCCUCAUGCAGCAAAGCGAAGUCGAGUGGAGCAUUUUCCGGUACGAUGUGUCCAAGGUGCCGAGGGAAGUUCCAAUUUUGAGGGAGGUGAUCCGAUGUCUCAACGAUCGCACAUUCACUGUCCGCCGAAAAGCAUGUCAAGUGCUCGUCCUUGCUCUUAAGCAAGGAUCCCCCAUGACGGCAAAAAUUCUGGACGAGAGCAUUCGUUUUGUGCAGUUUGAUGAUGCGGAUGUGGAGGCACUAAAUGAACCAUCGGUUGAGCAAAAUGAGCUGCGUUUCGAGAAGCCGGGGAUUGUCCAAUACGCCUUCAGUUUUGAGGGUCAUGAGGAAUUGGAGCAAGAGGUCAAGAAUAUCCCUCAAACGGUGUAUCAACGAUUUCUGGCCGCCGAUAAUGGUCUAGCUAGAUCUGCGGGCCUUGCUUUACUCGAAAGAUUGGUUCUGGUAAAUCCGCUAAUCAUUUACAACACAAAUUUCGUGAGGGAAAUCUCUUUGCUAGCUGUGGAUCGACUGGCUUCGGUUAGGAAAUCUGCGCUGGAAACCAUAGAAACCCUGCUGGAGGAAUACUCCAAUUGUUUUGCCUUGAUUUGUGUUUACUGCCGGAUUUGGGCUUGCUUAAUGAGCGAUGAGGAUGUGGCUCUUCAAAAACUUGCUAUAAUGAGCUUUGAUCGAAUGGUUUUGAAAAAUAUUCAACCACUGGAGUAUUCAAAUGCGCCAAAACAUUUUAUGCCCUGGCGAAUCAUUAGCACUUUGCUUAUGACUCAACCUAGAGCUUAUUUGCAAGAAAGAUUUGCGGUGCUACUGGAACGAGAAUCUAUUGUAACGCCCAAACUCGUGAAUGUUAUAAUCUCACAUUUAUCCACAUCUAUGGCCACGGAUGCCUGGGGAUUGCUGCUGCUUCUUUCCAGUCGCAUAACCAACAAUAUGGACGCACUUAUCGGCAUCUUCAAUGGACUCUCUUCCUACAACAUGAAGUCCAACCAAUUUUUGGCCCUGCAGCUUAUCAUUGGUUGUCUGAACAACUUUUCCAAGCCAGCACUAAAUCAAAUAUUUCAGAGACUUUUGAAUGCCCUGCGAACGGGCAACAUAUGGCUGGGCAUUAUCUCCAGCGCAGUUAAUUUGCUCAACCAAAUCCAUCAUCUAUCUGCUAGCCAAGCUCCAUCGAUGGCUUCCGAGGCACCAGACUGGCAGCUCAGCUUGCUGAAAGAUCUCACCGAGGAAAUUCUGUCUAGUGCCCAGAACUUUCAGGAUGAACACGCCCGACUGCAGUGCCUUUUAGGUGCAUACACUGAGAUAAUUGUGAUGCUGCCCUUGGAGGUGGACAACCGAAUUGUUACCAUUGUAUUUAAGUACCUACAAGAAUGCACCAAGCUCAGCGAAUCGGAAUUUGACUCGGAUAACGAGCGCAUGACCAACUGGAUGAUUGUGAUAGCAGGUCGAUUGUGCCUGAGGGAAACUCACUUGGCCAACAGUGUAUCCAAGAUUUACAAGACAAUUCUGACCAAAAACGAUAGACCCCAAAUCAUCAAUACCACUUUGAUAGCACUGAACGAUCUGGGGAAGAAACAUCCUUCUAUACUAGAAAGUAAUUUCCAGGUGAUUUUGUCGAAACUUCAUUCGAAGUUCGCCAUGACAAGAGUGCGCACCUUUCGGUGUGUCAAGGAUGUGAUUCUCUCCGGAAAUAUCAAGCUCAAGGGUCCGAUUCUCAUUUCCAUGCUGGCUGGUCUGAUGGACGAAAGUGCCGAGGUGGCCAGAGAGGCGGAUGCCUUUUUCAUUCGCUACAAAAGGUUGUACAACAAAUUGCUGUUUGAUCAUUGCCUCAAGGAGUGUCCCUUCGAUCUGAAUGAUCAGGCUAUAUUAAGAGGUGUCAGGACAUAUGGCAACUAUAAGUCGCCACUAAAGGGACCAGAAAAUGUAAAAAGUCGCCGGUUACUUUAUAAUCACAUUAUGUCAUCGGUGGAUGAGAACACGUUGCUGCUUUACUUUGGUCAACUAAAGCUGCUGGCGGAAAAAACCAGAGACUCUGCUUUUGUCAGUAAUCCAGGCGCAUUGAUCGUGGUUCAGGAUAUGCUUUUUAUUAUGCGACGCAUUUGUUUUCAAACCAAAAGCAGCGGCAAAGAGAAAAGUUCUCGAGGUGAAGGCGACAAUGACGAUGAAGGUGAGAAUGAGCCAAUGGAGGCGACUCCUCCUCCACCCAAACCUGCAUCUGGAGAGGCAGCAGCCAGGGGAAGGGGACGAAAGGCAGAGUCCUCGGAGGAACCUCUCAAGCAAUUGGAGCGUUGUCUCCGAUAUGUGGAAGAAACCCAUAGAAAUCUAAAGUCAGCUAUGACACCCGAACUCAGACACACUUUUGACAGCUUUUGUCGAGCUCUGGCGAUGAGAUUCCCCAACUACAUUGAAUUUGCACAGCCAGCACAGUUUUGGCAAAAGUAUCGCUCCACGAAAACUUCCAAAGGAGCCAAAAAGAAAAGAAGGCGCAUUGGCGGAGAUGCGGAUGAUGAUUCGGAGGAGGAUCAGCAAUCAGAAAGUGACAGUGAUAACGAAAUGCCACUGGAGAGGCACAAAUCAACGCCAGUUGGAUCCCGCCUGUCCCAGAGAAAAUCGAGCUGCGACAUGAUUGUCACGGAACUUAUUUUCCAACCACCCGAUUGGUAGACUUCGAAAUUUUUGAAUCUUGAUCUUAACUUAGCUGAAAAGUUAAAUAUAGCCUGAAUUACUUGCAUUUAGUUACUGAAAUUUUUUAUUAUUAUUAUUAUUUUUAUUUUUACAUUUUAGGUUUAAUUUUUGUGAUUAUUUGGAGGUAGAAUAAUACAAGUAAUUUUCUCGACAUACUGUACUAUAGUUUUAUAUAUUUUUGUACAAACUGUUUAUCUCACUAUUAAGUCCUUUAAAUAUUUUCUUAAAUAACUAAAAAAAUAAAAAAUAUUUAAAGAAA